AUGUCCGGCACGGAUAUGCACAAUAAUAAAGGUGGGCGAAUGGGUACACCACCCGCGCCUUCUUAUGCUGGUGGUCAAUUCAGCAUGAACACUCCACACUCCAAUGCCAUGUCGCCUUUCGGGAAUCCUACCCCGAAGAGCGUCGCAUUCGAACUCGUCUUUACACAAUCUCCUCAACAGCGUGCGCGAUUACCAAUGCGUGUUCAAAUCUUCCCUCAUGAUACAACGGAUUCAAUCAUUACCACUGUCAAGAACUUCUAUGGUUUAUACGCAGGCCCUGGCGGUGCGAAAGGUGUGAGCUUUGAAGACGAACAAGGAAACACCCUCAUCGCACGAUACGAGAACUUCAGAAAUAACAUGGUCGUCUAUGUCAGAGUGAUUUUAGAAGAGUCUUCUGGUGCAUAUGGCCCAUCACCAUGCAGCCCUGGGUCCCCACGCUUAAAGCAAGCCUACUAUCCUGGCGAUGCUCAGCACCUACCGCCCCACCCUGCUCAAGCACUCAGCUAUGGCCAGGCUAUAGCCAGACCCACAUCGAGGACAUCACAGAAGCGUAGCACUUCUCCUGGCCAAGGCCGUGGCCGUCGCAGUGCCUCUGCCAGUCUCAAUCCAUCUCUUCCGACCAAAAAGAGUAGAUCUCGAUCAGGUUUCAAAAGCCGUGGGUCAAGCACUCACGGUAGCUUCCAAGAGCUUCAUAGCGACGGUUUGAAUGGAUACAGCAGUGGUGAUGGUGGGGCUGGCUCUGUCACCAGUAAAGCUAGGAGUGAGCACAUUGGCAAUACCGAGAUCAGUCUCGAUAAUAUCGUCGAGGGAGGUCGACGAAAGAGAGCCAAGUUUGAAAGUUCUGAACUUCCCUUGUUUGCACCACCACAAAUGCCUGCUGCAACUUCGAAUUCUUCCCUAUCUCCGGCUCGUCGCAUGGAACAUCAGCGAUCGAGCUUUCCUUACACUGGGGGAUUUGCUCAUAAUCCUUUCUCCAACCCACCCACCCUGCAAUCACCUCAGAGCUAUGGGAAUGGCUUCGGGCAACCGGGCAUGUAUUCUACGCCAGCAGCUCAAGGUCGUCGAACACGUGGAUCAUAUCCUUCAGGGCGUCAAUCUAUCAGUACACCGGGCAAUACCUCUGGCAUACUACCUACUCCAGAUCCUACCGUUGGCAGUUGCAUGUCAGAGGAAGAUAAGGAUGUCGCUUUGCAAUUGAUGAGACUUGGCGACAUGUCAAACAUCUCUCAUGGCCGCACAUCCGCAUCCACCCUCGACGACACCUUCAGUGGACGAGCUGAUGCCGCUUCUUCCACUGGCGCCACUAGUGACAGUGAGAGUGAGAGCGAAACUGAACUUCCACCCGCUCGACGAAUUAAGCGUGAGCCAAGUCCAAUCCUGCCACCUGGAUUUUGGAAGAAGGCCCAUCCUCAUUUGGAUGACACCUUACCGACAGAUAGUACUGAUCCAAGCAGUGAUGAACGUGACUAUGAAGAUGGUCAAGAUGGCACCUUUAAGCCAGGGCAUGCAGAUGAUGCUGUUGAUAAUGAAGAAGCAAAGCCUCCCAAGGUCGUCAAAGCCAAGGCGGCUAGAAAGCCUCUACCCUCUGUUCCUUCUAUCAAGACCAAAGUCAACAACAGAGUUAGCAAAUCAAACCGACCAGGUCCUCUUGUUAAGCCAAGGAAAGCCAACAGUGUCUCUGCUUCUAGCAAAGGUCCAAUCUCGCCUACCUCCUUACCAUCGCAAUCACGCAAGACCUCCGUGGCAUCUGCCGCAACUCACCAACACCACCUCGGUGAUGAUGAAGAGGACCUGUCAUCCAAACCACGUUGUCAACGCUGCAGAAAGAGUAAGAAGGGUUGUGAUCGUCAACGCCCUUGUGGUCGAUGCCAAGAUGCAGGACUUGGUGCUGAUCAGUGCGUCAGUGAAGACGAAGGGAAUGGCCGUAAAGGUCGUUAUGGGCGCCAUAUGGGUGUACCUGUGAAGAAAGAUGAGCUCCCUCAAGUUCCAAUCUUUCCAUCAUCACUUCCUUUCAGUGGCGCAGGCAGUUUUGACAAGAGCAGGAAGAGGAAGAGGUGA
This is a messenger RNA of Sclerotinia borealis F-4128, 2058 nucleotides long. NCBI's taxonomy places the organism in Eukaryota, Fungi, Ascomycota, Leotiomycetes, Helotiales, Sclerotiniaceae. The record is from the annotation of a GenBank genome assembly.